AUGCGUAACAGCAUCCGCGCAGCCCUCACGGCGGUGCCGUGGGUCAUGCUCCGCGUGAUUUUAGCCUCUGAAGACCACAAUGACAUCACAGCAGGACACACCGUCACUCUGCCAUGUCGAGCUUCCAACACCUCCAUCACGGCUGCAGAGUGGAGACGACCAGACCAGAAGCCAGAGUAUGUGCUUUUGACCCGGGACGGGCACUUUGACCCAGCCAAACAGCAUCCAUCAUUCCAGAACCGGGUGGAGCUGCAGGACAGACACAUGAAGGAUGGAGACGUGUCUUUGAUCCUCCACAAUGUGACGAUUAACGACACCGGAACAUACGAGUGUCGUGUCUUCAUGGAGGAAACACGCUCAUGGAAAUCCAUCAGCACCAUCUACCUGAGUGUUCCUCCUCCAGACCAGAAAAACAUCACAGCUGAGUCUGGACAGAACGUCACUCUGACAUGUCGAGCUCCAAACAACAACAUCAAACCCAUCAUAGUCGUAGAGUGGAGCAGAGCUGACCUGGAGUCAGAUUAUGUGUUUUUGUACCGGGAUGAGCAGUUUAACCCAGAACACCAGCAUCCAUAUUUUAAGAACCGGGUUGAUCUGCAGGACAGACAGAUGAAGGAUGGAGACGUGUCUGUGAUCCUGAAGAACGUGACGAUUAACGACACUGGAACAUACGAGUGUCAUGUUAGAGAGAGAGAGAGAGAGAGAUUAAAAUGGAAGCUCCGUGAGCGGCGCGCCUUCAUAUCAGCGUCACCUAAAUUCAUCCCAGCUGAGUCUGGAAGGAACGUCACGCUGCCGUGUCGAGCUCCAAACAGCAACAUCUCCAUCAUAGUCACAGAGUGGAGCAGAGCUGACCUGGAGAAAGAAUACGUCCUUUUGUACCGGGAUGAGCAGUUUGAUCCAGAUGAUCAGCAUCCAGCCUUUAAGAACCGGGUGGAUCUGCAGGACAGACAGAUGAAGGAUGGAGACGUGUCUCUGAUUCUGAAAGAUGUGACGAUUAAUGACACUGGAACAUACGAGUGUCGUGUCUUCCAGAGAGGAAAAAAUCGCGGGAAGAGAGCUCAUCUGAUGACUGAGCCCAUCAGCAUCAUCUACCUGAGAGUUGUUGCUCCUCCAGAGCAGAAAAACAUCACAGCCUUGCCAGGACAGAAUGUCACUCUGCCGUGUCGAGCUGCAAACAACAAAGAACCCAUCAUAGUUGCCGAGUGGAGCAGACCCGACCUGGGAGAUGAAUAUGUCCUUCAGUACCGGGAUGAGCGGUUUGAUCCAGAAAACCAGCAUCCAGCCUUUAAGAACCGGGUGGAUCUGCAGGACCAACAGAUGAAGGAUGGAGACGUGUCUCUGAUUCUGAAGGAUGUGACAUUUAAUGACACUGCAACAUACGAAUGUCGUGUCUUCCAGAGGGGAACAAACCGCAGGAAGAGAGCUGACCUGAAGACUGAGCCCAUCAGCAUCAUCACCCUGAGAGUUGUUGCUCCUCCAGGUCAGCCAGCAGGAAGCAAUGGGGAUGGAGGGAAGGAGGAGGAUGGAUCUGUGGCACUGAUAGCUGGUCUCUCGGUUCUUGCUGUGGUUCUCGUUGCUGCUUCUGUCGGUUUUAUGAUCUUCAGAAAUCAAAUCAAACAGUUCUGUUGAAUCAUCUCAGAGAUUUUUACACCUGAAUCCUGAGUUUCCUCAUUUUGGUGUUCAGCAUCUCUGUGAAAGACUUCAUCAUUCUGGGGGCUGCAUGUAGAAGAACAUUAUCUAAACAUUGAUUCAUUCCAAAAGAAAAAUGACACAACUUCUUAAAUGUUAUUUUUUUUUGGUGCCAAACAUCGACAGUCAGGUCAGCAAACAUUUCCAGGUUUGAUAUGUGAACGUGCAUUAAGGGAAUUUUUUUAGUAACAGAAAAAUAGAGGGUUUUUUUUUUUUUAGCUCCUCACUGUCUGAUCGAUAACCUUCACAAACACCAGCUGGAAAACUUCUUCUUCUUUGAAAAGACGAGUUUGUUUAAAGUAUUAGUAUUUGAGUAUUAGAAGGUUAUGAAUGACAAAAGUACUGUUGAUGCUGUGAGGAGGGACCAAACCUGCUCGUCCAUCCUGCUGCCUCCUGCUCAGCUAAAGCCUCUCUUUAACUUUGCUUUUAAAUUCCAACUAUCUGCUGCUUCAGUUUAAAAACACACAUCAUUCAUAUUUAUGUAUCAUAGCCUCUAAAGUUGAUUGUGUGAAGCUUGUAUCUAUUUUUUUUUUUUCAUGUUUUCUAAGCACUACAUGUACUGUGAAGCUUUAUUAGAGCACACCUGCUUCUUCUUCUUCUUUAAGCUGCUUCUGUUGGGGGUCACCCCAGCAGGUCAUCUACCUCCAUCUACACCCAGCGUCCUCCAGUUUCACACCAGCCCUCUGCCUGUCCUACAUCAUGAAUCCUCUCUGUGGGCUUCCUCUUUUCCUCAUACCUGGCAGCUCCAUAUGUAACAACCUUUGUCUAGGAGAGUGCUUCCCAAAGCGUGGGCCGCUGCCCCCUGGUGGUACUACAGGAGGGCCACAGUAAUAACAGACAUCCAGUUUGAUAGCACUCACAAGUAUGUACAGUUAUAUAUUUAUAUGAAUGUAUUUAUUUAUAUGAAAAUUUAAAUAAAAUUGUAAUAGGAAUUGGUUAGUUUGUGAUAUUACUCACUGCUUCCCAUUGAAGGUGGGUCACAUAUUGGCAUUAACCCUUUACAUAUGACUGUGUAGUAUUAGCACUUUAUAGCCAGAAGCCUGUGUUCAAGUUUUCUGAAUCAAAUUUUAAAGGGAAUUCAUCACUUUUUCUUGUAUUUUGAUGAGAGU
Archocentrus centrarchus (flier cichlid) is the source of this 2798-nucleotide messenger RNA. Its product is annotated as polymeric immunoglobulin receptor-like. NCBI's taxonomy places the organism in Eukaryota, Metazoa, Chordata, Actinopteri, Cichliformes, Cichlidae. The record is from RefSeq and is a predicted model, not a curated record. Gene Ontology annotation, molecular function: signaling receptor binding. Gene Ontology annotation, biological process: regulation of cytokine production; T cell receptor signaling pathway. Gene Ontology annotation, cellular component: external side of plasma membrane. The transcript has 9 exons. Bases 1 to 1629 code for a protein of 542 amino acids.